UCAAUAAAUAUUGGGCUAAUUGUGCCAUACCAAUUCUAUGGGAAUCACCUUUUAAAAUCAAUGAUGUAUAUAAUAUAUUUCCUAAAGUGAUUCAAAUUUAUCGUACAUUUGUACAAGCUAAGGAUUUUCAUAUUG
This is a messenger RNA of Dentiscutata erythropus, 135 nucleotides long. The record is from the annotation of a GenBank genome assembly. Lineage: Eukaryota; Fungi; Glomeromycota; Glomeromycetes; Diversisporales; Gigasporaceae.